UCCGACUUGACCUGCAGUCCCAGACGGCCGGUGUUUCUCCGACAGUCAAUCGUCAGAUGAAAUGGCAGGAUCCAACGGAGAACAGAAGGCGCAUUUUGUUCUAGUACACGGCGCAGGUCAUGGGGCUUGGUGCUGGUACAAGAUCAAACCGAAGCUCGAGUCCGGUGGUCACAGAGUCACGGCGCUGGACCUCGCAGCUUCGGGCAUCAACAUGAAGGCGAUACAAGAUGUUCACUCGCUGACUGAGUACUCUGAGCCUUUGUUAGAGUUGAUAGAAUCGCUCGGUCCGGAAGAAAAGGUGAUCCUCGUAGGACAUAGUCUCGGAGGCAUGAACUUGUCCCUUGCCAUGGAAAAGUUCCCACAUAAAAUUUCUGCCGCCGUUUUCGUGACUGCGUCUCUGCCCGACACAACUCACCAGCCGUCUUAUAUUAUGGAUCAGAUAAUGGAAAAGUUACCGGCAGACUCAUGGUUGGACACUCGCUUUGAGAAAUUUGGAAGCGCCGAACAACCCUUGACAUCGAUAUUAUUAGGUCCCAAGUUCUUACAAGAGAAGCUCUAUCAACUCAGCCCGAUCGAGGAUCUGGAACUUGCCAAGAGUUUAGUAAGGAAGUGUUUCUUCUUUCGUGAAGAAACGGCUAAGAUGAAGAAAUUCUCGAAUGAGGGAUACGGGUCAGUUACACGAGUUUAUGUGCUUUGCGACAAAGAUUUGAUAAAAUCUGAGGAAUUUCAACGACGGAUGAUUGCAAACAGCGGGGUUAAAAAUGUGGUGGAGAUUAAGGGUGCCGAUCAUAUGCCAAUGUUUUCGAAGCCUCAAGAACUAUCCAAUUCACUUAUGGAGAUUGCAAAAAAGUAUGCUUAAAAUAUAUCAGCGAGCCUACAUUUUAGGCCACUUGUUAGGAGAAUAAGUUUGGCCAUCAUGAAUGUAAACGUCGUGUUACUCCGUGAAUUUGCAGUUUGCACCAUGUUAAUCCUCGUAAUGUUUAAAUGUAUUUCAGUCGCUUUUUCCUCCGACAGCAGGAAAGAGUUUGUAUCAAUUCUAAAACUGAACAAAAGGAAUAAAUGGUGUUGAAUCCAA
Molecule: messenger RNA, 1075 nt
Organism: Pyrus x bretschneideri (Chinese white pear)
Lineage: Eukaryota; Viridiplantae; Streptophyta; Magnoliopsida; Rosales; Rosaceae
Product: salicylic acid-binding protein 2
Exons: 3
Coding region: 62-859 (265 amino acids)
Biological process (GO): salicylic acid metabolic process; jasmonic acid metabolic process
Molecular function (GO): methyl salicylate esterase activity; methyl indole-3-acetate esterase activity; methyl jasmonate esterase activity
Source: RefSeq, a predicted model, not a curated record